AUGACCAAAGAGAAACACUGCUUCACACAUACAAAUGAACAAAUGAUAACAAUAAUUUUGGAACUAAAAUAUUCAUUUGUACAUUGCAUCGUCGAUGUUUCCCCGAACGGAAUCCAACGUCUUCAUUCUCUUCGCAUUUACCCUAUAGUGAUUCGUGUAAAAUUCAAGUCUGCCAAACAGAUCAAGGAUGUCAAAGAGGAUUUCUGUGGCGAGAAGAUCACGACUAAGCAAGCCAAGGAUCUUAUGGAUAAGGUAUGCAAUGGCAAUUAA
Cylicostephanus goldi is the source of this 270-nucleotide messenger RNA. The record is from the annotation of a GenBank genome assembly. Lineage: Eukaryota; Metazoa; Nematoda; Chromadorea; Rhabditida; Strongylidae.